This is a messenger RNA of Plasmodium gaboni, 2896 nucleotides long. RefSeq lists its product as hypothetical. The transcript has a single exon. Lineage: Eukaryota; Apicomplexa; Aconoidasida; Haemosporida; Plasmodiidae. The annotation marks the transcript as partial. Gene Ontology annotation, cellular component: nucleolus; TRAMP complex. Gene Ontology annotation, biological process: RNA 3'-end processing. The record is from RefSeq and is a predicted model, not a curated record. Gene Ontology annotation, molecular function: poly(A) RNA polymerase activity; mRNA binding.
UUUUAAUGGUUGUAAGAAAAUUAAACGUCUUUGGAAUACAGAUAUAUUUAAAACUAAUAAAAAAAGGAAUAUAAAAUAUACAUCCUUAUUUAAAAAUAAUUAUAAUACAAGUAUAUAUGAAAAAUGUAGCAAUAAAAAUUUUAAAAAAGAUAUAAUGUCUUAUAUUGAAGAAAUGAAAAAUAUUUAUAUACCUACAAAUGGUGAAUUAAUAAAGGUAGUUGAUGAAAUUAAAAAUAAAUAUAAUAAUAAAAUAUAUUGUAAUGAUAAUAAUAAAAUAUAUUGUAAUGAUAAUAAUAAUAAUAUAUAUUGUAAUGAUAAUAAUAAUAUAUAUUGUAAUGAUAAUAAUAAUACAUAUUGUAAUGAUAAUAAUAAUACAUAUUGUAAUGAUAAUAAUAAUACAUAUUGUAAUGAUAAUAAUAAUACAUGUUGUAAUGAUAAUAAUAAUACAUGUUGUAAUAAUAAUACAUGUUGUAAUAAUAAUAUGUGUUGUAAUAUAAAAAAAAGAAAAGCAAAUGAAAGAAAUAUAUUAGAUAUAAUACAAAGUGAAUAUAUAAAUAAUGCUUUCUUAGAAUUAUAUUAUAAUCUAGGUAAAGACAUUAUAUAUUUAAUACAUGUAAUGAAACCAAGUAUAUAUGAAAUAUAUAUGAGAAGAAGUAUAUUAUAUAAUUUACAAUUAUUUUUAAAAGAAAUAUAUACAGAUUAUUGUAUGAUAAUAUUUGGUUCAUGUAAUAAUGAUAUAGAUAUAUAUAAUUCAGAUAUUGACAUAUGUAUAUAUAAUACAAUACAAUCAGAUAUAAUUAAUAUUAGAAAAUUAUAUAAAAAUAUGUUAUAUCAUCCUCUUUUUGAAAAUGUAAAUAUUAAAAAAAUUAUUCAUGCUAAAGUACCUAUCAUUAAAUGUUUUUUUAAUUAUACAAAAUUAUCUGUUGAUAUUUCUUUUAAUCAAAUAAGUGCUCUCACUAGUUCAAUACAAACACAAAAAUAUAUUCAGAAAUAUCCAUUAAUGAAAUAUGUACUUAUAUUCUUAAAAAUGUUCUUAUGUCAACAUGAUUUAAAUGAUGCUUCAAAGGGGGGUAUCAGUUCUUUUAACAUAUUGUUAUUACUGUCUCAGUUUUUGAAUUCUCAAACGUUUAUAUUUUAUGACCUACAUAAAGACACCAAUAUGGAAACUGCCAACAACAAUAAUAAUAAUAUUAAUAGUAGUGGUAGUAAUUAUUGUGGUAGUAAUUAUUGUGGUAGUAAUUGUUGUGGUAGUAAUUGUUGUGGUAGUAAUUGUUGUGGUAGUAAUCGUUGUGAUAGUAAUCAACAGUGUGAUCUUAUAAACAACGAAAUUCUUUUUAUAGGAGAAGUUGUUUAUAAAUUUAUUUGUUCUUAUGGUCUUCUUAAAGAUAAAAAUAAAUUAAUUUAUUUUUUACAAAAUUAUUAUCAUACAUCUAAUUUAUUAAAUCAUAUUUCCUUUUUUAGUACCAACAAAUCGUCACAACAUUUUUAUGCACACAUGAACGAUUCAGCUACUUUAUUUCAUGAUAUUUUUUAUAAAAUGCAAAUUAUUAAUCCAGUUGAAAAAGAAAAUGUAUCUAGGAUUUCUUUUGAUAAAAUAAUUAAAAUUAGAUUAUCUUUUAAACAAGCAUCUUUUUCUAUGAUCAAUAUUAUUUUAAAUUAUAUAAAUAAAUAUUUUUUAAAUUAUUCGGAAAUAUUAAAAAAUCAUACACAUUCUUAUUAUAAAAUGUUUAAUAGUUAUAUUCAUUUCCUUUCCUUAUUAAACUUAUUAGGAGAUAACUUUAUUAAUAAUAAUCUAAAUAAUUAUUAUAAACUUCUUUUUAAUAAUGUAAAGCCACUCUUAAAAAUAUUAUUAAAUGAUAAUCAAGAACAAAUGGAAAAAAUUAAUAUCGAUUGCCAAAUCAAUCAAGAUAAACAUAUCAUUGAUCAUAAUAGUGAUAAUCAAACAGAUAACCAAAUCAAUCAUAUUAAUAUAUCAUGUCAGAAAUUAAAAUAUAUAUAUGCACAACAAAAUUUAUAUAAUAAUUCAUUUAUACAAACAUCCAUAGAACAACAACAUAUUCCUAUUAAUAAUGUUACAUCUAAACAUAAUCACUUAUAUAAUAAUCAAAUACACACAAAACUGCCUCAUUUUGAAAAUCAAGAAAUAAGACAUACACAAAUUAAAUACUUACAACAAUUAGAGAACCAUGCACAAUUAAAAGAAAUUAAUAGUGAUAAUGAUAGCGCAUAUGAACAAAAUAUAAUAAAUAAAAAUAUAAAUAUAUAUACUAAUGAUAAUAUGGAAAUAAAUAUGGGCAGUGACUUAUCCAAUUUGAACAAUAAAAUAAAAAUACAAGAAAAUUGUGAUAAUAAUGAUGAUGAUAAUAAUAAUGAUGAUGAUAAUAAUAAUAAUGAUGAUGAUAAUAAUAAUGAUGAUAAUAAUAAUAAUAAUGAUGAUAAUAAUAAUAAUAAUCUUAAUAAUGAUAUUCCAUUGGAUAUAAAAAAAAUUAAAUUGUGCCAUGCGAAACUUCUUAAACAAUUGCAUACAUAUAUUAAAAAACAUGAUUUGCAAAUAUUCAAAAAUAAAAUUAAAAAAAUAUUUAAAUCAUUUGAUAAUAAUAUAAAAAAUAAACCUAAUGAAUUAGUUCAAAAUAUAUGUCAACAAUUAACAACACUUAAUCAUAUUAUGGAUGUUCAUGAUAUUUUAUCCAAACGAUUUUAUUAUUAUUAUAUAUAUAAUGAUACUUUUAAAGAAUUAAAACAUGAUGUCCUAUUACAAAAUGAUAACAAUUUAAUUCACAAACAAAAAAAAGAAAUGUUAAAAAAGUUAAUCAAAAUGAAAAAUUAUUAUGCAUAUAAUUUAUUGGAUCUAGAUAUAAACACUAACGUUUUUGUCCAACCAGACGUACAACAGUAA